Hansenula ciferrii is the source of this 669-nucleotide messenger RNA. RefSeq names its product acyl-CoA thioesterase. The record is from RefSeq and is a predicted model, not a curated record. Bases 1 to 669 code for a protein of 222 amino acids. The transcript has a single exon. NCBI's taxonomy places the organism in Eukaryota, Fungi, Ascomycota, Saccharomycetes, Phaffomycetales, Wickerhamomycetaceae.
AUGUGGAAAACAAUUGCAAUAUAUUCAUUAUAUGCCUUCUUGUUAUCAACUUAUAAAACAUUACCAGGAGUUUUUUACAUCAGGUUUUAUUAUGAAAUUGCAAUGGGUAUCAUAUUCCCUAAAUUUAUCAAAUCUUUAUUAAUUAAUGAUUAUUCUGAAAAAUCACCUUUUGAAACUUCAACAUCUCAAACUUAUAAUUCACCAUUUGAAUGUGAUGCAUAUUGUCAUAAAUCCAAUUCAACUUAUUUCCAUGAAUUAGAUAUAUCAAGAGCAAGAUUAAUGGUAUCAAGACUUCAAAAAUUCUUUAUGUUUUACCAAACUGAAUCCAAAACAUGGCCAUAUGUUCCUCUUGCUAAUAUAUUUGUAACAUUCAAAAAAGAAAUUAAACCUUUUCAAUCAUAUCAAGUAAAGCAUAGAAUCCUUGGAUGGGAUAGGAAAUGGUUAUUCAUUUUAUCAAAAUUUGUUUCAACAGGUGAAAAAGGUGAAAUCAUUCAUGCAGUUUGUAUAACUAAGUAUGUUUUAAAAGAUGGUAGAAAAACUAUAAGUCCAAAAGAGGCACUAAAAUUUUGUGGUUAUCAAAUUGAGCAAUAUGAAGAAGAGGCUAAGAGAGGCGUUGAUUUGGUGAAAUGGUUUGUUGAUACUGGAGAUGUUGAAGCGUUGGACAUCUAG